AUGCUAGGGGAGGCCUCGUCGAAAAAGGAGAUCCCCGAGACGCCACACGCCCUGCUUAAGCGUCUUCAGCACUCGGCCUUGUUGGGUCAGCCUCUGUUGCCCCUCAUCCUGCACAACAACAAUAACAUUGACUUCCUGUGCGUAGGUCAUCAACGUGGCUCCACAAGGCGACAAGCGACCUUCUGGGAGAGCAGCCCAUCUGUUGCGUCUCCUUCGUCGAUAUUUGCAUCGAAAAGUCUUCAUACCGUGCAGCGAUUGGUUUUGAAGCAGUGGGCUCCUCGUGCAAUCAACGGGUCAGAUCUCCUCAAAGAAUGUCUCGCUAAUCGGUGUUUCCUCUCCACAGGCAUCGACCAAUUCGAUUCCCUUCUUUCUGGCGGAUGUCUGACUGGAGAGAUAACGGAAGUGUUCGGACCUUCAGCAGUCGGGAAGUCGCAGAUCUGCCAUUUCAUCGCGGCAGCGACUUCCUCUCAUCGCCUGAUGCAGGCAGAUGCCCUUACCACGGCUCUGGUUGAGUCCAAAGGCUCCACCGUCCUGUACUUGGACACGAAGGGCGACUUUUGCGCUUCGCGUAUACGUCAACUGGUUUGCUCACUACUGCGUCGCAGAUUUGGACUCGCCAAUACAAAUGCACUUGAGCGUUCAACCGAUCACUGCCUCUCACGCGUCUGGUGUCGACUUGUUCCCGGCGUUCAACAGCUCAUGGAUGCUCUCGUGGAGACUCGUCUGUGUGUCGCGACGGCAGCAUUGCUCGAGAAAACCGCCAAAACGGUUCGGUUGACCAACGAGGAGGCCACCUUCUACUCGAACCUGCGACUGGUGAUCGUGGACUGCAUCGCCUCUCCCUUCGUGCCCUUCACAUCCGCCUUCCCUAACGAGAGUAAGCUUUUCCGCAUUGAAAUGCCCACCUUCCAACUGCGGUCUGUUGCAACGGAGCUGAGGCGCAUCUCCGCGGACUUCCACAUCGCUGUACUCGUUACAAACAAUGUUCGCUAUGGCGUUGACGUCCCGAGGCCGUGCCUCGGUGAAUUUUGGUCCAGCGUCCCUCGCGUCUCGAUCUACAUGCACUCCGAUGAGCACAGAUCCCCAUCUAGAGCUUGCGUUGAGGUCAAAAGGGAUCUGCGUUACAACUGCGGUUUGGAAGCCCAGUCGAACUCGGCUUAUUGCGUUAUCGAUUUUAGGGACAGCUGGGAAGAUUUACAACAUUGA
This is a messenger RNA of Mesocestoides corti, 1206 nucleotides long. The record is from the annotation of a GenBank genome assembly. NCBI's taxonomy places the organism in Eukaryota, Metazoa, Platyhelminthes, Cestoda, Cyclophyllidea, Mesocestoididae.